CUGGGGGGACAAUCUGGGACCUGCAUUGUGUUCCUCGCAGCUUUACUUGAGUUUGCCAAUGGAUGGAGUCCGAGCAUGGUGCCGACCAGACGUCCAAAGACGGUCAACAUCAAGGUUUCCUGGGCUCACCGGCUGCGUCACGAGGCAGUUGCAGAGAAGGAGCUGGGCAGCGAUGAACGUUGUCAGGUGGUAACACACGCCUCCUCAGAGUUGCCAGUGCCGCAGUUGGACUUUGAUGCCAAGGUCACUGAGUACAGCGUGUGCCCCACAAAGUUACAACGUGGAGCCUUAUGGAUGGAUGGAAGGUCAAGCCCUUUAUUCGACAUGGCUUGGACCUCACAGGAUUUGCUCAUGAUGAAGGCUCCUGUGGCAAGACGGGAAGAAGGUCUCUCACGGGAGUCGAUUUGCUCGUCCAUAGUGGUCCCACAGGUCUAUGUGGCCGAAGACCUUCAGGAGGAGAUCAAAGCAAUUGAGGCUGCCAUGAUUAGCGAAGCCUCCCGCGCUCCCAGUGGUAUUUCCAGUCGCACCACGGUGCCAGCACCUUUGCCAGUUCGCCGGGGUGCACCUCCCAGGCCUACAGAUCCGCCGAUCCUGAUGGAGGUGCCUCAUUGUUGGCAUGCGGCCAGCUACACCUCAAAGUGGCAGCUGGUGCACCAUGCCUCUGAAAGCCCUGGGGAGGUCUCCAGCAUCAUCAAUGAGGUUUGCAGGCGUCCCCGAGGGAAGAGUGCCUUGCGGCCUCGGCUUGGCCAACGUGUUGGGACGCCCCGAUGACCGAGACCCGCGGAGCCUUGCCUGUCAGUUCCUUGACCAAAAUGUGUGAAGUGUCACCCUUUAGAGCUUCCCAAGAUGGGUUAGAAUGUAUUUGGGCAGCUUGGGCAGGUGCCCACAAUGCCCAGAGAUCUUGUGUUUCGGCCUUUUCUUCGGUGUUUCUGGCCAACCAAAAGAUCGGUGGCCGGAACUCACGGGCCCGGCGACGUCAAAAAGGCGCUGUCCGAAACUCCGCC
Messenger RNA from Durusdinium trenchii, 1004 nucleotides. Lineage: Eukaryota; Dinophyceae; Suessiales; Symbiodiniaceae. The record is from the annotation of a GenBank genome assembly.